AUGGUCAGCAAGUCAAUGGUGGUUCCGACGAAACAGCCAGAAACUGAGGAAGGUGAUCAGACGAUGGCGCCUGUGGAGGGUCUGAUUGAAUGCGGCCAGUGUAAGAGGUCCUUCGCAGACUUGAGCCAGUUUACAGAGCACCAGAAGACCCACCUGGGAACUAAGAACACGUGCCCGGAAUGUAAUAAGACCUUCCACAGGAAGUCGACGCUCAUUCUCCACAAGAGGACACACACGGGUGAAAAGCCGUUCUCUUGCACUGAAUGCGGCAAGAGUUUCAGCCAGCGCUUCAACCUUGUGGUUCACCAACGCAUUCACACAGGGGAGCGACCUUACGUGUGCGCGGAGUGCGGAAAAGCCUUCAGCAAGACGUCGCAGCUGGUCCUCCACCGGCGGACUCACACCGGCGAGAAACCUUAUUGCUGCGCCAAGUGCGGCAAGCAGUUCAGCCAGAAAUUCAACCUCGUCGUCCAUCAGAGAAUCCACACCGGGGAAAAACCCUACAAGUGUCCCGACUGCAGCAAGGAAUUCCGCUACCGCACCAGCCUGAGCAAGCACCAGAGAUACAGCCUGUGCGUCCCCAUUACCUUUGACGAGGUGGCGGUGUAUUUCCUGGAGGAGGAAUGGCGCCAUCUAGAGGUCUGGCAGAGAGAACUGCACCGGGAGGUGAUGAGGGACAAUCUGGAGACCGUCCUGUCAUUGGGAUACGAGUAUCGCCAGCCCCCUCCCCCACCCAGGGUCUUCACAGAAGAAGACACGUGGAUUGUUCGAUAUUCUGAAGACGUGUUGGAGACCGAUGAAGACCAUGGAACGUUCCAGAACAAUUCUCCCGAUUCUUUAGGAUGUCCAACCAAUGGAGCCCCUCAACGUGAGGACCAGAAACCUCCGUCUGCCAAGAAACUUCACCGGUGUUCGGAAUGUAAGACGAUCUUCGGCAGCUGGUCCCAACUCGCAGCGCACAGACGGACCCACGACCAGGAGAAGACCAAACGUGCGGAUGCAGAAGAAGCCUCGCAGAAGAAGGCCCGCGACCAGAAAAAUGUCCGGAGCCCGGUCAAACCAGUUCCCUCCCAGUCCGCUGCUCCCGACGGAAAGGUCUUCAAGUGCAAUAACUGCGACAAAACUUUUAUCAACCGCUCGGUCCUCUCUCUGCACCAGAGGACCCACACCGGAGAGAAGAUCUUCAAGUGCCUUGAAUGUGGGAGGAGCUUCACCAAAAGGGCGCAGCUGGUGGUGCACAGGAAAUGCCACAUAGAGGACAGGCCGUACAAGUGUACGCUGUGCGAGAAAAGCUACAACCAACGCUCAAAGCUGGUGGAACACAUCAGGACUCACACGGGAGAGAAACCGUUUAAGUGCUCGGUGUGCGGCAAAGGCUUCACCAAGAGGUCUCACCUUAAAGAACACCUGCGCAUCCAUAACGGCGACAAGCCUUAUAAAUGCGACCAGUGCGACAAGACCUUCCACUACCCGUCCAACCUGGUGGAGCACCAGAGGACUCAUUCUGGGGACAGGCCGUUCCGGUGCACCGAGUGCGACAAAAGCUUCAUCAAAAUGUCCAAACUCAUUGUCCACCUCCGCGUCCACACCGGGGAACGGCCGUACAAGUGUUCAGAGUGCGGCAAGAGCUUCAGCCAGCAGUCCAAUCUUGUGGGACACCAACGGACGCAUACCAGGCAAAAGCCGUUCAGGUGCGACGAGUGCAAAAAGAGUUUUAGCCAACAUUACGCUCUUGUGGUCCACCAAAGAUCCCACUCGGGGGAAAAACCUUACAGGUGCUCUUUAUGCGACAAAGCCUUCAGCCAGAACUCCAACCUUAAACUUCACAUGAAGUACCUGGCGGCUGUGUGGCCCCCGGAGAAGCAGUACAGCUGCAGCGAGUGCGACAAAACCUUUCUGGAGAAAUCCAAGUUUGUGGUCCACCUUCGCACGCACACCGGCGAGCGCCCCUUCAAGUGCUCGCAGUGCGAUAAGGCCUUCAUCCAAUGGUCCCGCCUGACGGAGCACCGCAAAACCCACACCGAGGAGAAGCCUUACGUGUGCGGUGAGUGCGGCAAAAGCUUUAUCAAACGCUCGAAGCUGACGAUCCACCAGAGGAUCCACAGCGGGGAACGCCCUUACGCCUGCCCCGAGUGCGGCAAGCGCUUCAGCCAGCAGUGCAACAUGGCCGUCCACCAGCGGAUCCACACCGGGGAAAUGCCCUUUAAAUGUACAGAGUGCGACAGGGUGUUCAGGUACCAGACCGCCCUCAUCAGACAUAGGCGGAGCCACGCCUCUGAGAUGUAGAACACCUGACACGAGACAUUUAUAGGUGAAGAAACACAAAUAAUGAUGUUAUGUCUACA
Molecule: messenger RNA, 2345 nt
Organism: Nanorana parkeri
Lineage: Eukaryota; Metazoa; Chordata; Amphibia; Anura; Dicroglossidae
Product: zinc finger protein 470-like
Exons: 6
Coding region: 1-2286 (761 amino acids)
Biological process (GO): regulation of DNA-templated transcription
Source: RefSeq, a predicted model, not a curated record